UAUGAACUUCCAUUUUGAAUCAUCUUUUUUUUUUCAUGAAGGAAAGGAUUGAUAAGGGGUUAGCCGCAAAUCUUACGCAAAUUAUGUUACGUGCUCGCUGGCUUGGCACCGGCUCAGCUGAGCGGCCAUAAUACCGAUAAGCUGAUGUCAAACAGCAUGUCAUGGCCAUGUGUGCACGAGCGUUUCAACGCAGAUCGUAGAUCCUUUCUCCUACGCCUGUCAGUCGGAAAACAGCGGCGUCCGUAUCGCUUUAAAAGUUUCGCGGUCGGAGAUUAUACGCAAACGUGAGAAAAUUCACGGUAAAAAUUCGUUAGUUUCAACGAAGUAUCGAGAAAUCGAUGUAAAUUUCAGAUUGCGACACCGCGAAUCAUAAGGCAAUAACAAUAACAUCAUUCACUGUUUGUUUAAAAAGGAGAUAAUCGAAGCAAUAAUGUAAAGUUGUAAAAGACUCGACGUUAUUUUUAAAAAUUGAUUUAAAAUUCAUCGAAGAUUCUAUCAUUGAAAUUGACCGGAAGUUUUGCUACAUCCUACGCUAAUGAUGCCAAUUUAUGAAUCAAAUGAACAAGAAAUGUAAGAAUGAGGCUCCAUCAAAUUAUACUGAAGAAAUAGAGCGACUAAUUAAUGCUCGCAGUCAAGACAUUAAUGUAUAUGUGUUGAUAAGUGAAUCAAUAUUUCGCUUUGAGUGUUUCUUUGACUAAAUUGAAGAACUUAGUUUUAAUUAGAAAUAAACUCUGCAAAAAUAAUGGAUGUUAUUUAUGCAUAGUGAUAAGAUUAUUGGCCACAUGUUAAAACCGACUCGGAAAAAAUAGAACGGACUAUUUAAAUGUAUAUAAAUGGACGAUUUUAUAAUGCUUGACACGGUUUUUCUGUUGAUAAUUCGUUAUCUUCGUACUUUCAGAUAUAUGUUUCGUGUACGUAUGUGUAAUAAAUAAUUUAACACGAAGAAAAUAAUAUGCAUCGCAAGUAUAUAGGUUGAGUUCAUUAAUGUUAUUUUUCAUAUAUUUUUUAGAUAAAUAUUUUUUAUUCUCUUACUUAUUCCUAGGAUAACAAGAAAAUCGCGUAACAGUUUAAAAUAUAUCCUAAAACUGUAAAAUUGAAUUUAUAUAGAUUUUAUAUAGUCUCACAAUGUAGAAAAUUAGAACGUAAUCAUCAUAAAUUACAAAUAAUUAUUUAAUCAGAAAUUUGUGUUACCAGAUUAGAACAUGUGUCCGAAUGUUCCAAGUGCAAUUUAAUGGUAAUGAAUGUAUUUCUGUGUCUGGGAUUACGUCGAGUUUCCGGCGACGUUGACUCUAUUAGAAUCUCGUUUGACGGGCUAUUCUGUUCACUUGUCAUACUCAAUGUGCGAAGUGAUUACGAAGGAUAAUGUAUCUAUGUAUCAAGUCAUAUCGAAAUCGUGGACUCAUUGUCUAAAUAUCCUAAAUAAGUGUUUUUCAAAUAAGUCAAAAAUCUUCCAGUUGUAUCUAAUAUAAGUGAAUAAACAAGUGUUUGAUAGAAUUGCUUCCGUAACAGAUGCGAAUAACGACGUCGCUUUUCGCAAGGCAAAUUCGCGCGCGCUAAAAUAUCAGUGACUGUUAACGAAAGUGAAAAUCUCCAGGAAAAGAAUGGCAGUGAGACAUUAUGCGCAUCAAUACACGAUGCGAUUAACGGACGAGAAAAACACCGAUGCAAAUGUCAGUAGCGAGAAUAGUGACAUGGAGGAUUAUUAUCCGCUGAUCCACCAUACCAUGAACAGCGCGAUAGUUGAAGUGAAUGCACGUAGGCGAGGAAAAGGAACUGGCUGGGACGAGACGGAUCUCAUGACGAAGAACAAGCAGCGAUAUCGAUGGCGUUUGCUGGUCUGCGGCAUCGUCUUCAUAAUCGUGCUUGCCCUGGUGAUCGCCGCGGCGAUCCUCUUGACCGGCAGCCCGAACUCCAGCGCGUCGAGAACGAACGGCGCACCCGGUAUAUCCCUGGAGGAAUGGCUUUCCGGUUCGUUGUCCCCCAAGAGCUUCAAUGGCACAUGGAUCAGCGGAGACGAGAUCCUCUACCGGGACGAGAUAGGUAAUUUGCUGAUCUACAACGUCAGCUCGGCCACAUCCAAGAUCCUGUUGGAUUCCAACAAUCCUGCUCUGUUGUCGAGCUUUGAUCAUCAAUUAUCCGCCGAUAAGAAGUAUCUGUUGCUCGCCCUCAACUAUCAAAAGCUGUAUCGUCAUACGUACCUGGCCCAUUACAGGAUCGUGAAUCUGGAGACACUGACAGAGACGAUACUGGCGGCGAACGAAUCUACGCCGUUGCAGCUCGCUACCUGGGGGCCACGUGGCAACGCCCUGAUCUACGUUCAUCAGAAUAAUAUUUACUACAGACCGGAGGCAGAAGUGGCCAAUGAUUAUCAGAUAACCAAUACGGGAGUGUUCGGCACUAUUUACAACGGAGUACCGGACUGGGUGUACGAGGAGGAAGUAUUCAGCUCGAAUAAAGCGCUUUGGUUUUCUCCGAGCGGAAACAAAUUAGCCUUCGGCUAUUUCGAUGACUCGAAUACUCCCAUUAUGACCAUACCGUUUUACGGAUAUCCCGGAAGCUUAACUUUUCAAUACACUUCGGCGAUACCAAUCCACUAUCCUAAAAGUGGCACGACGAAUCCAACGAUCAAACUAUUUUGCGUCGAUCUCGAAAUGGUGGUGCAAGGUAACGUGACCUUGGUGGAGAUCGAACAUCCGCCGGAGCUGUCUACCACUGAGAGGAUCCUGUCGGCGGUGGCCUUCCCCACGGACAAUCUCGUGUACGCGACUUGGAUGAACCGCGUGCAAAACGAGGCGUAUUUCCAGCUCUGCGACGUCGACAGCCUGCUGCCAAAUUGCACGGUAGCGCUCUCGUAUAGCGAAAGAGAAGGCUGGGUAGAACAGUUCGAGGCGCCUAUGUUCAACGAGAACGGUACGUCCUUCCUUCUGAUAUUACCGCAGAAACAGAAGAAUGGUAGCAAUUGGCGACACAUUGCGCUCGUUACGAAUGCAACCAGCGGCAAACAGACCACCACCGCCCUCACAUCCGGCUACUUUGUCGUCACGGAGAUAGUAUCGUGGGAUCAAGAAGACUCGUAUCUAUAUUACUUGGCAACUUCGAAACACAAUUCGGCAGUUCAGCAUUUAUAUAGAGUGUCGCUGUUAGAUAUGGACCACAAGUCAGUGUGUUUAACUUGUAACAUUGUCAGAGAGAAGGACGGCAGUCGCUGUUUGUACAAUAGCGCUAUAUUCUCCACUGACAAUUCGCAUUACGUGCUCACUUGUGCUGGCCCUGGAGUACCCGAUAUAACCAUCUACAAUAAGAAUUCCACGUUACUCUUCGUAUGGGAGGACAACAACGCGGUAACUGAGAUAAUAGUCGAAAGAUCGCAGCCAAUCGUCCAAAAAUACAAAAUUCCAGUUCCUGGUGGCUUUAAUGCCCAAGUGAGACUCCUGAUACCACCCGGUGCUGAUUUGAGCGGUUCCACCAAGUAUCCCAUGCUGGUUUACGUGUACGGUGGACCAGACUCGUAUCAGGUGACGGAGAAGUUUAACAUGGACUGGGGCAUGUAUCUUGUAACAAACAAAAGCAUUAUAUAUGCUGCCAUCGACGGCCGCGGCUCUGGAUUAAUGGGCAACGAUAUGCUGUUCGCCGGAUACCGGCAGCUUGGUACCGUCGAAAUUAUCGAUCAGAUUAACGUUACCAGACACCUGCAGGACAAAUUAUCCUUCAUCGAUCGUACAAGAACGGCGAUAUGGGGUUGGAGUUAUGGUGGAUACGCGACCGGCAUGACACUCGCCAUGGAUUUAAAGGGUGUCUUCAAGUGCGGCAUGUCAGUCGCGCCCGUUACAGAUUGGGCCCUUUAUGAUUCGAUUUAUACCGAGCGGUUUAUGGGUUUACCAAUCGUUGCUGAUAAUCUACAGGGUUACGAGCAAGCCCAGUUACUCAACAAAGUCGAAAAUAUUAAAAAUAAGAUGUACUAUUUAAUUCAUGGAACUCUAGACGACAACGUGCACUACCAACAAUCGCUUAUGCUUGCGAAAGUAUUGGAACAGAAAGAUAUCCUUUUCAGACAACAGACUUAUACAGACGAGGACCACGGUAUCGCCCAGUCGCGAGCACAUCUGUACCACUCGCUAGAAAACUUUCUCGACGAAUGCUUUCAGACAUCGUCAUGAUCAGAGCACGGAAUAGUGAUGACAAUCUAGACGCUGUACACACCACCUGCCUCACACUUACCAAUUGUAAAUAAUCUAUCAUGUGUACAGAGUUUAUGUACGAUAUGUAAUAUGAGCGUUUUUAGAAAAUGUACAUAGCGGUGAAAUUGCCGAGGGAGAGUGGGAAAAUGAGAGAAAGAGAAAGAGCGAAAAAAAUGCGACAAGAGGGAGAGAUAGAAUAAUUAGAAACCAGAAUCAAGAAAACUACGCAGGGCAGGUCUGUGAAAAACAUGUUUGAUACGUUUUUUAAGAUACCCGGUCAAACGGUGCAUCGAAGGCCUAAUAACGGCACGGGCUCCGUCGCCUAGCUAUUCACACCCCACAAGGUAUUAGAUCGUAUCAUUGCAGUUCGUACUUAUAUUCGCAGCUUGUUUUAUCUCAGCGUUCUUCGAAUGUCGUAUUAACACGUUUCCCAAUUAUUGUUUCUCGGACGGUCAAAUAAAUCCAUUAUUGACGCGACAGUUCAACUCUAGGUUCAAAUUAUAAGUUCACAGUUUCGCGAUUCGAUUCUGGCAGAAUCUCAUUUGAUAAUAUCUGCCAAUAUUAUUUAAUUUUAUCGAUUUGAUAAAAGAUUUUGUAUCUUGAAAAAAAUUUCGCAUUUUUUACAAUUAGUUUUUUUUUAAUACAUUUGAUCAUUUGGAGUAUCGCGUUCCUUAUUUGAAUUCGUUCAAUUCUUUUACCAUAACCGUGGUCUCUUUGAUACGAUAUUAUUGUUAAAUUAUCAUAUUAGAAUAUUCACAUAUAUGAGUUCAGUUACUACAUUUUGAGACAAGACUUUUUUAACAUUUUUGAAAAAUCUGGUUUUAUAAAACCAGAUUUGAUAUCACAUUUGAAAUGAAAUAGAAAAAGAAUAUUAUUUCCAACGAUCGAUAUAGUUUCAUGUAAUAUUAUAAAAAUUAUAAAAUAUAAAAAAAAGUAUCUUCUAUAUUGAAACGUUUCGAAAAAUAAUACAAUAAAAUGAGUUUUGUAUGAUGUUUUUAAUGUGUUUUAAUAUUUAAGGGAAUAUCACAUAUAAUAAAAAAUAAGAUAUUCCACAAAAUAUAUGGAUAUGCGGUAUUCUUUUUAUUUUUCACAAGCUGAUGAUAUAUAAAUUAUUUUUUCUUUUAUACAAAUAAUUUAUACCUCGAUAUAUUUCUGAUGAUAAAAAUAAAAAAACUGAAGUACAUUAUCGUGUACUGCGUACAUUGUCCGACAAUAAUAUUACCGACGAUAUUCUGAAACAAUUAUUACGGCCUAUUCAACAUGACAUGUAAACUAUUCAUAUUCAUAUUCGAAAAGCAUACGUCAAAUAUUUACAAUGCAACACUUAAAUCUUCGAUAAUAAAUUUAUAAUCGAUAUUUAAACGCGCUAUAAGCAAUUUUAAUUUUUGCAAAACUGAAUUAAAUUUUCUGAACUCAUAUAUGUUAUCUUAAGGCUCUGGAAUACUCAGCAAAAAGUUAAGUAAAGUUCUCAUAAAAGAGAAUAAAUUAAUAUCGUUUAUUAUAUACGAUAUUAAUGAUUGCUAAUGUUAUAUAAUUACACCGUUGUGCUAAUCGAAAGAUAAAAUAAGAAUAUUGUAAAAGCACAAAUUUGCCAAUUGAACUCUACAACAUUCGCCGACAAUGUAACCAAUUAAUGUAUAAUAUAAACAACAAACUUUUGCAUAAAAAAUGGAAUUGCGCCACUUAAUUUUUAAAAUGUAUUUAGAGAGGACUGUUUUUAAAGCGUUAUAUAUUUUCAAGGCACUGUUUUACGAUCAACUAUUGUGACAUUAUUAAUAUAUAACGUAAUUUUGAAGAAAGUGUGACAACACAAAACGCGGUAUCGUAACUGAUGAAAAUUAUAUGCAAAAUAGUAACCAAGUUAUGCUUUCAGAAUCGAAAAUAUACGUAAAUGUAACGUUUUGUAACAAUCUAUAGUUAGAUAACUAUAGAUAUUAUUUUUAGUAUCUCGAUAAAUUGUUGCACGGUUUAAGAAAGAGCUAUUUCAUUAUAAAAAUAUGUACAAAGACAUUUCCAAAAGAAAAGAGAACGUAUAAUAAAGAUAUAUAAUAUUAUAUGUACAGAUUAUUAAAACAUAUAUGUUUUUUAUAAGACAUAUGUAUUACAUGCUGUCGAAUAUUGGGAAGCGUGAGCAUCACGUUUGAUAACAGCGUUGUAAAAAUAUUAAUUCUAAUAUUACUUUAAUACAUAGAUUAAUAGGAAUACGCGCUUUCAACGCGAGAUACGUAGAAAUAAUAUAAAAUCCUAUCUUUUUAGAUCUUUUGGAAUCUAUCUUACCAUGGCAAAAAUUCUGUUGUCAAGAUUAUGGAUAUCAAAUGCUGCUAAUAUCAAAUAUAUAUUGAACAUUGAUAAAAUCAACACAUAAUUAAGUAACUUGAAAUUAAUUUAAAAUAUUUCGCGGUUCUCUCUCUUCGCUUUCAUUCUCCAUAUUUAAAAGUAUCAUAAUAAAAUCAAGGUAAAAUCGAUUCAAACUUUCUUCAAAGAUAGGCAGAUUUCAAGAGAGAGCAAGCUGUUUAAAAAUUUUUGAUGUGUUUUAAAAUUUGUUUGGAGGAACAAGAAUUUUUCACGCGUUCCAUAUAUGUGUCGAAUUAAAUAUUUUAGUUAUAGAUAUAAAUUUUAUUUUCCUAUAUUUUAAUGUUUGUGCUGUGGGUAUACCAGAGUAUUAAGAAAGUGCAAUUACAUCACUUUAUAUAUCAUAUUUGUGUAUUUCUAUAGUUUAUAUAAGAACUAAAUACUAACUUUAGGCAGCAAUUAGUUUACCGAGACAUCUCUUUUCCUUAAAAUGAUAUAUCAUAUCUAUUUCUUAUUAUUAUUAGAUUAUGGGCAAAUAUUAGUGCCAAUGUGUAAAUGCACACAUAAGUAAGAAACUAUCGACAAAUUCUCUGACUAUUAAAGUUUUUUAAUACAAGGACCACUGUAACGAUUUCAAGAGUGGAUCAAGAUGAAUUUAUUAAAAUAAUUGUUAACUUUUAUCCUGACACACGUGUUGUACAUAGAGAAUUACUUAAUUAAACACUUAAAUAAGAUAACAAAGCAUUGUUAGAAAGAAGAUAUUGUAAUAAUGACCCAGUAGAGUUAUAAAAUUAUGACGGAUGUAUUCUCUUUCACCACUAUUUGUUGAGUGUAUUAUAAAUAAAGCUCUAUGUUUUAUUAAGA
This is a messenger RNA of Formica exsecta, 7334 nucleotides long. It is a transcript of the gene ome, whose product is annotated as venom dipeptidyl peptidase 4. NCBI's taxonomy places the organism in Eukaryota, Metazoa, Arthropoda, Insecta, Hymenoptera, Formicidae. The transcript has 17 exons. Gene Ontology annotation, biological process: proteolysis. The record is from RefSeq and is a predicted model, not a curated record. The coding region runs from base 1602 to 4157 and encodes 851 amino acids. Gene Ontology annotation, molecular function: dipeptidyl-peptidase activity; serine-type peptidase activity.